Molecule: messenger RNA, 2475 nt
Organism: Verticillium dahliae VdLs.17
Lineage: Eukaryota; Fungi; Ascomycota; Sordariomycetes; Glomerellales; Plectosphaerellaceae
Exons: 4
Coding region: 1-1968 (655 amino acids)
Molecular function (GO): protein binding
Source: RefSeq, a predicted model, not a curated record
AUGGCCCAACGGCCAACUCUGCUCGACUUGCGCUCCAAGUCGAGCUCCUCCAACAUGACUAGCGCUUCGAAACCCCUUCGGUCGCCUCGCCUUCACGUCGCCGGCGAGAUCCCCCCCGAGCUCUCGCCCCUCGAUGCCUUCGCCCUUCAGAGUCGCCUGCUCGCGCGUCAAUUGAAAGAGAGCGACAACGCUGGUCGACGGAUGAGCCGCUUGCCUCCUCUCACCACCGAGAGUCCACUCGUCAUGCAAGGUCGCUCAGACUACUUCCGCUCCAUGUCCCAGGAUGGCAUGUCGGAAGCCAGCCAGUCGCCUGAACCCCUGGACAGAGGGCUUGGCCUGAUGCCAGAAGUGGAAGAGAACCUACAGCGACCAAUGUCGAUGCACCCGCGCAUGAGCCGCAUUCCCCCGACUCCCGACGAUGGCAUACCGCUGCCGCCACAGCCCAUGCUCGACCAAACCCGUGGACGAACGCUGAAUCACAUUCGAGAAGACUCGACGAACUUUGGGGCCAGGAGGGAAGAGUCGCCGACGCCGAUGGAGUCCGCGCAACUGGACGAGCCGUCAAGCUCCGUAGUGCCAUCGCCGCGCAAGGACACGGCCGCAUCCCUCCCGAUGCCAUCCUCAUCCAAUUCUCUGGUCGCUUCGCCUGAAAAGAUGCCGAAGAAGCACUCCUUCGACGGACCAGGUCUAGCGCCACCGCGACCCAUGUUUGUCAAGCGGCCUUCAGCAUCCAGCACCAUGUCUUCUCCUCUGGUACCAACUGACGAAGACGGUGUCAUGAGCUCCUCCUUCCAUUCGCUGCCACAUCGCAAGCUGUCCAGCGGCAGCGCCAUGUCUAGUAUGGCCGCCGUGUCUCCAGCUGUCACCUCUUCACACUACCAAAGAUCACCGUCUAUCAGCUCUGACAUCUCUGUUGCGCUACCACGGCCGUCAUUCAACUUUUCGAGGCCACUCAGUCGAGCAGGAACGCCUGGUCCUGAGACACCAUCGCGUCAGGCCUCGUCAGACACUCAGGCAUCUUUCGUCUUGGCAGAUGACACAGCGAAUACGCCAAUCAGCAUGAAUAGCGAAGGCUUCCCGGAUACCCUGACUGAUGACGGUAAAUCUGCAGCAACCAUGGAGCGCAAUGCACUUGGCUACAGCCGUCGCCAAACCAAGUCGACAUCAACUGAGAGCAGCCGCGCCUCUGAGGACGAGACCAGGGGCCGCCCCUUGACCUCCCCUCUGCACGACAGUGCCAGAUUAAAGACGGCCGUCUCAAUCGCCACUUCUGACUCGGCUAGUACCGUCAAGCCGGCGAAGUCUUUACAUUCGAUUGCUCCCUCGGCCGCGGAUAUGACGGCUGAAGAACAUCUCGCCAAAGGUAUUGAGUGUCAUGAAAAUGGAUCUGUCAAUGAGUCCACCUACCACCUCCGACACGCCGCUAAACAGAAUCAUCCUACGGGCAUGCUUCUGUAUGCCCUUGCGUGCAGGCACGGAUGGGGCAUGCGCCCAAACCAACGCGAGGGAGUGGAAUGGUUGAGAAAGGCCUCUGAGCUCGUUAGCAACGAAAUUGCAGACGAUGAAGGCCAAGUCAAGCAAGGCAAGCAUGUCGAUGUCCUGGACAGAAAGACCCGGAAAGCUCAAUUCGCUCUCGCCGUGUACGAACUUGGCGUCAGUCAUAUGAACGGCUGGGGCAUCGAGCAAGAUAAAGUUCUAGCGCUCAGAUGCUUCGAAAUUGCUGGAUCCUGGGGUGAUCUUGACGCAUUGGCGGAGGCUGGCUACUGCUAUGCGCAGGGCGUUGGGUGCAAAAAAGAUUUGAAGAAAGCCGCCAAGUUCUACAGGGAGGCCGAGUCCAAAGGGAUGAGCAUGGUGGGAAACAGCUGGAUUCACAAGUCAAAAUAUAACGAUGACAGCAAAGAACUGAAAAAAGUUCGCAGCAAGUCAAGAACACGCAAUAUCUUCGGCAUCAAGACGGGUGGCUCAUAAGCUCCGCCAUCACUGCGCAAAUCUUUGUGCAACCAAACAGCCCGCCAUUUAACGGAUCACGAGGAAUCAACAUCGACAUAACCAUUACCAACAUACCCAGCAUCUAAGGAGUUUUCGGGCGUCAGUCACCUGCGGCAGGCUGUUGACAUUUGGAGUUACAUGUUUGGCGGUUGGGAGCUUUGAUCCGCCGUCAUUAUUGCCUUUAUCAAGGACAUCCACUAAACGAGCAAUAUCACAGAGCCCGUCGCUGUUGCGGACCAUGAGCGACUCUAGCGAGGGCUUCUGGCCUGUCUGUUCAGCGUUUCAUUUCCUGGGUUCCUCUUGCUACUUUGUCAUCAAACAUACCCCCUUUUUAUUUUUCUCUUUGUAGAUGGACCAUUUUAACUACAUUUUGGGGAGGCUAGUUCUCAUAAACCUCCGCGUUCUGCAUAAAGGAUUAUCAUGAAACAGGCAAAAGCCAGGCAAACGCCGAGAGUAAAUAGUAAUCCCAUAUAUGCCAAUGAUUCG